This is a messenger RNA of Sphaerulina musiva SO2202, 2780 nucleotides long. RefSeq names its product homoaconitase. NCBI's taxonomy places the organism in Eukaryota, Fungi, Ascomycota, Dothideomycetes, Mycosphaerellales, Mycosphaerellaceae. Bases 104 to 2641 code for a protein of 845 amino acids. Gene Ontology annotation, biological process: L-lysine biosynthetic process. The record is from RefSeq and is a predicted model, not a curated record. Gene Ontology annotation, molecular function: 4 iron, 4 sulfur cluster binding; homoaconitate hydratase activity. The transcript has a single exon.
GUAUACCAUCAUUCAAACACCAUCCGCAGGCGACAUUCAUUGAUUGAUUGUCUUUUCACUGAUGGUGGCUGGUAUUUGCUGAAAGAGGGACAAAGAGUCAGUCAUGGCGGCGCUCAGAGCGGCAGGCGGGAGAGGAGGGCUUCAAAGGCUGCUGGCCAGGAGCGUGAGUGGGACCAGAACGAGCAGACUGCAGACGACAGGAAGCACAGCAGCAAGACUCUCACUAUCACCAAAAUGUCUUCCGGCUGCCUCGCAUCUACGCCCACGAUACAUCUCGACGACACGAACAGCACGCUUAGCGGACGUGACAGAGGCUUUCUCCUCCCAGCUCGAGCAUGCGCCUGCAGACAUUCUCGCGAAACCCACGGGGGCGUCCACGACACCACAGACGUUGACGGAAAAGAUUGUGCAGAGAUACUCGCAGGGCUUGCCAGAUGGCAAGUUUGUCAAGGCUGGCGACUAUGUCACGCUAUCACCACACCACUGCAUGACGCACGACAACUCAUGGCCUGUGGCGACCAAGUUCAUGAGCAUUGGUGCGACCAAGAUCCAUGACACGAAGCAGGUGGUCAUGACCCUCGAUCACGAUGUACAGAAUAAGAGCGCGAAGAAUCUGGAAAAGUACGACAAGAUCGAGUCCUUUGCGAAGACGCAGGGCGUAGACUUCUAUCCAGCGGGACGAGGCAUUGGACAUCAGAUCAUGGUAGAGGAGGGAUAUGCGUGGCCGGGAACGAUGGCAGUAGCCAGCGACAGUCACUCCAACAUGUAUGGAGGCGUGGGAUGCCUGGGCACACCAGUCGUGAGGACUGAUGCUGCGAGUAUCUGGGCGACGGGAAGGACAUGGUGGCAGAUUCCUCCAAUUGCAAAGGUUACUUUUACUGGCAUUCUGCCCGAAGGUGUGACCGGAAAGGAUGUAAUUGUGGCGCUGGCUGGCCUGUUCAACAACGAUGAGGUGCUGAACCACGCCAUUGAGUUUACAGGAUCGACCAAUACCAUGCGCAGUCUGCCCGUCGACGACAGACUCGCCAUUGCCAACAUGACUACCGAGUGGGGUGCGCUAUCUGGACUCUUCCCCAUCGACGACGUGCUCAAAGCAUGGCUGCGGUAUAAGGCGACGGAAGCCAGCAUGUACCGGGAACCUUCUCCAACUUCGAGUCUGACCACUGAUCGCUUCAAUCACGAAAGACUGGAUGAACUGUUUGCGACUCCUCUUGCUGCAGACAAAGGCGCUGGUUAUGCCAAGGAGCUGUUCCUCGAUCUUUCAACACUAUGCCCCUAUGUUGCUGGGCCGAACUCUGUGAAAGUGGCAACGCCACUCAAUGAGCUCGAAGCGCAGAACAUUCCGGUGAAUAAAGCGUACCUCGUAUCUUGCACCAACUCUCGAAGAUCUGACAUUCAGGCCGCUGCCAAUGUAUUUCGAGCAGCAACCGGCACAGAUGGCAAGACGCCGAGAAUUGCGGAUGGGGUGAAGUUUUACAUCGCAGCAGCAUCCAUUCCUGAGCAGAAAGCUGCAGAAGAGCAGGGUGAUUGGCAAGUACUGCUGGAUGCCGGUGCAGAGCCCUUGCCUUCUGGAUGUGGACCAUGUAUUGGUCUAGGCACAGGAUUGCUUGAACCUGGUGAAGUGGGCAUCUCAGCGAGUAAUCGCAACUUCAAAGGGCGGAUGGGCAGCACAGAAGCCAAAGCAUACCUGGGUAGUCCGGAAGUGGUAGCCGCUAGUGCAUUGAGUGGCAAGCUCUCCGGUCCCGGUUGGUACGCAAAGCCCGAAGGCUGGGCGGGCGUGCGUCGUGGUGAGGGGGACGGUGUUGCAGAAGAAGAUCGCAUGAUCAGCAUCGAGGACGCACUCGACAAGCUUGUCCGCGAGGCGGAAGAAACGAUUCAAGAAGCCGAGCAGAGACUAUCUGGAGCUCCAGCUGCAGCCCAACCCGAAGAGACAUCGACCGGACUCACAGAGAUUCUGCCUGGCUUUCCCGAAAAGGUCUCGGGCGAGAUCAUUUGGUGCGAUGGCGACAACAUCAACACCGAUGGCAUUUACCCGGGCAAGUACACCUACGAUGAUGCGUUCAGUGCCGACCCGGCGAAGAUGGCGACGGUAGUGAUGGAGAAUUACGAUAAAAAGUUCGCCUCCAUCGCCAAGGCAGGAGACAUUCUCGUGACCGGCUACAACUUUGGCUGUGGAUCGUCCAGAGAACAAGCCGCUACUGCGAUCCUCGCCAAGGGCAUCCCCCUCACCGUCGCCGGCAGUUUCGGCAACAUCUUCCAGCGCAACUCCAUCAACAACGCAUUAAUGGGCGUCGAAGUCCCCAAACUCAUCGAACGACUCCGAGCCUCUUUCGGCCACUCCGCAUCGAACACCACAGCAAACACCCCCGCCGCCAUCACCGAGCCGAGCAAGAACGCCGAAAGCUUAGAUUCCCCUCCCCCUGCCCCCACCGCCAAACCCGCCGACAAGGGAGAACUUACAGUCCGCACAGGCUGGACCUUCACAUGGGAUGUGCGACGCAGCCAAGUCGUGAUCCAAGAGGGCGCGGGCGGCGAAUCUUGGACACAGAAAGUGGGAGAGCUGCCGCCGAAUGUUCAAGAUAUUAUCGCCAAGGGGGGACUGGAAAAGUGGGUUCAAGCCCAGAUUGCAAGUAGUUUGUAAAAAGUAUUUUCAGGUAAAAUAUAUAUGUAUACCUAUGUAUGUCGCUUUUUCCCUCGUGGUUACUGAGAGAGGGAUGCGAUGUCUCCCAAUCAAGGUUGGUGGUGGUAGUGAUGGUAGUUGUGGAAGAGAGGAAAUGAUA